Molecule: messenger RNA, 2141 nt
Organism: Toxoplasma gondii ME49
Lineage: Eukaryota; Apicomplexa; Conoidasida; Eucoccidiorida; Sarcocystidae
Exons: 1
Coding region: 923-1687 (254 amino acids)
Source: RefSeq, a predicted model, not a curated record
GCCUGGCACAUUAGUAAACUGGCGGAACGCUUUUCACGCCUGUUACUCAAAGAGCUAACGCGGUCUCUUAUCUUCAUCACCAGGAGUCGUUUUGGUUCGCAAAGUCUCGGUCUCACUUGGAAGGCGGAAGCACCGGUCGCAUCAUUGGUCCCAAAGAUGUGCGUCAGUACGGGCAGCGUAUGGCGAGACUUCGAUCAGCAGCUUUUUCUUCAAGGCGUAGCUGAUCCACAUGUGACAUGAUUUGAAUACAUUUUUGACACGCCUUGACGGCAGAAACGCCUGCUGUCAACAGCGUGCCAUCUCGCGCGCGUAGGCAUUUCAACUGCUGUCACAAGUUUCGUGGGCUAAGUGAGUGUAGAUAUAAAAGUGGGGGAACCGAUGACAUUUUGUGUUUGGUUUCCUAAGCGUUCAGGAGAAGGACUGCCGCGAGUUGCGCGUCGAGAAAGCAGGCAGAGCUCCACAGCAUCUCAGUGUUUUAUUUGCGCACUCGGCUCCAGCGAUUUUGACCCAACACAAAGGAACUGUUGCGGGUCGCGGAGAAGACCCGGGGCCCAGAAGACAGAACAAUUGAAAAAGAUGUGCAACAGAGCGAAUAAAGGACCAAGUUGUGUGCUUCGUCGCCGGCUGGCGGACGCCUAAGAAAUGGACAACUCGAAACACAAAGCAUCAGCUGUGCACAACACGAAAUAGAGUGCGCCGGCUCGACGCACGACCAACAAAUGGUUUCACAGCUCUCUGUCCACACGCAGCCGUCCAGGAAAGACAACAGGAACGGUACCGCGCCAACGACGAAAUCACCUUCAGCUGUAGAAACAACAGGCGAGCGUGCAACACAUGGAAACGAGUCUCUGUCAGACAGCACAAGAAGCAGCGCCUGGCAAAGACACCGCAACGGCGCCCAACUAAACCGACAUAUCCCAAAAUGAAUAUGUCGCCCACACGGAAAUAUCCCAAAACGAACAUAUCCCAAAGUGCGCACAUGCCAGCAUGGACAUGUUCCCAAACCGACAUGUGCCAAAACGGGCGCAUGCGAGUUUGGCGGGACCGAAGGCGCCUAAGCAGACAGACUGCCGUCCGAGCACACUGUGGCGCGAAGCUUGCUGAUGCAAAGGUCCACCCAAAGACCACUGUCCUUGAGUCUACAUCCCGUUUGGAAAGCGAAACCACUAGAGAUCUAAAGUCUCCAGAACGCAUUUUCUGGAGCGGCUCCCCAUCCAAAAAUUCUCUUUUGUUAACGGCGGAGCCAACACCCCGCGGCAACCAUGGAGCGCACGCACGACCACGCCGAGCCCGCGCUCCAAAAAUGAGCGGGAGACGACCUGAACCGAAACGGACGAGGAGUUAUCUUGCUAUUUUAAACCCUGCUAACCUGCCGACACACUGCAGGUUUUUGACUCGCUGGGUCCCGCGCCGUACGCACACGGGAAAUGCAGCGCGAGCUCGUUCUAGAACGAGUUCUUUCUCGAGUUGCUCCAUAGAAAAAACCUGCCUCGUCACGUUCGUACGCAGAGCAACCUCAGGGAGAAUGAGAGACAAGCCGCUUGCACCCGAUGCACGCAUGCACGUCCCCUUCUCGAAUCACAGCAAAGGUGUGCCUAACUGGCAGCGUGGAAGCGAGCAAGGUUUUCCCGACGAACUCGCAGCGGCACGCAGAGCAAAGUCUGGAGGCAGACGGCAGACUCACUAGAGGCCCCUAAUCUUGCGCAGAGAGGCGUCUUCACAUCGCAUUCUCAAAAACGAAAACAAUGACGGCAUUGGGGCAAGACGAAAAGCACGCACAGCCUCGACGUAGCUCGAAACAAAUGAAGAUGUCGACAAAGACGUCGACACUUGACACUGGCUUUCUCCGCUACGCAUGGUCUUCGAAACGGUCCUGCUGCACCCGAACGCUCUUUUUCCUUUCUCUUCCUGCGACCAUAUGAGGGUUUGAUGUUUCCGUCAACUUCUUUCGGCGAAUGGCCAUUGAUUCUUCCUCGGAAUCCCUGAUCCUAUUUUCCAGUUUCUUCCGCGUUCGACCUUCCGGGUCUCGCAGGGUUUCUGUUCACUGCCGUCCCCCAGUUUCUCAUCUGUCUUCCUCCACUUUCCCGCCGUCUUUCGUUCGCUCUCCCUUCUCUCCCCGCUCCUCGCGCACUACGCGAAAC